Messenger RNA from Penicillium oxalicum, 204 nucleotides. RefSeq lists its product as uncharacterized. Bases 1 to 204 code for a protein of 67 amino acids. NCBI's taxonomy places the organism in Eukaryota, Fungi, Ascomycota, Eurotiomycetes, Eurotiales, Aspergillaceae. The record is from RefSeq and is a predicted model, not a curated record. The transcript has a single exon.
AUGGGAAGCUCUGUCACGAUCACAAUUGCACGAUCUAUCCGAGUCGCACAGGCUGGCCACUACACGAGUAGUGAUCCACCCAACAACAAUGGCAACGACGCACAGUCGAACUUCCUUGGCAAUCACAGCAGCAGAAGGCGAAAAGUCGAUAAAAUGUUGCAGUUGAACACUAUUGAGAAUGGUGUGGCGCACGCCGACGUCUGA